GGAACAGAUCGAAGGGAAAAGGAAAGAGAAAGGGAGUCGGCCGCAUCUCACACGGAACUCUCAUACGUGCGAUUGCCAACUCUUUAUUCAUUUAUACCCACAACUAGCGACUAGACGAUCGUGCUAGAUGUUCUCCUAAUUGGCUGCAGCAUGGCCGCCUCCGAGCUCUCCUCCCCUCUCUUGGCCUCUUCCGACCAUGUACCUCUGCCGAAGUCGACGUCGCCGCCUCCGGAGGGCGAGGUGAGCGGCCAUCUGGAGAGCAUCCUGAGCGAUGACUCCCUGCCGACGGCGCGCCGCAUGUGGAUGGCCACGUUGGUGGAGAUACGGUUGCUCGUCUACCUGGCGGCGCCGGCCGUCAUGGUCUACAUGCUCAACUACGUGAUGUCGAUGGCCACCCAGAUCUUCUCCGGCCACCUCGGCAACCUCGAGCUCGCCGCGGCCUCCCUCGGCAAUACCGGAAUCCAGAUUUUCGCCUACGGUCUCAUGCUCGGAAUGGGGAGCGCAGUGGAGACGCUGUGCGGGCAGGCGUACGGCGCGCACAAAUACGAGCUGCUCGGUGUGUACCUGCAGCGUUCGACGGUGCUGCUGAUGGCCACCGGCGUUCCACUGGCGGUGAUCUACGCCUUCUCUCGCCCCAUUCUUGUCCUGCUGGGGGAGUCGCCAGAGAUCGCCAAGGCGGCGUCCAUAUUCGUCUACGGACUCAUCCCGCAGAUCUUCGCCUACGCCGCCAACUUUCCCAUCCAGAAGUUCCUGCAGGCGCAGAGCAUCGUGGCGCCGAGCGCCUACAUAUCCGGGGCUACGCUGGUGAUGCACCUGGUGGUGAGCUGGCUGGCAGUGUACAAGCUGGGGAUGGGCCUUCUGGGGGCUUCCCUCGUCCUCAGCCUUUCGUGGUGGGUCAUCGUGGCAGCGCAGUUCGUGUACAUCGCCACCAGCCGCCGGUGCCGGAACACUUGGACCGGGUUCACGUGGCAAGCCUUCACCGGGCUUCCGGAGUUCUUCCGACUGUCGUCCGCCUCCGCUGUCAUGCUCUGCCUGGAGACCUGGUACUUCCAGAUCCUCGUUCUCAUCGCCGGCCUCCUCGAUAACCCCGAACUCGCUCUUGAUUCGCUCUCCGUUUGCAUGACAAUUUCUGGCUGGGUGUUCAUGAUCUCGGUCGGAUUCAACGCGGCGGCCAGUGUGCGGGUAAGCAACGAGCUGGGCGCCGGCAAUCCAAAGUCGGCGGCGUUCUCGGUGGUGGUGGUAACGGUCAUGUCGUUCAUCAUAUCGGUGAUAGCGGCGCUCAUCAUACUCGCCCUCCGCGACUACAUCAGCUACGCCUUCACAGAGGGGGAGACGGUGGCGCGCGCCGUCUCCGACCUCUGCCCCUUGCUCGCCACCACCCUUAUCCUCAACGGAAUCCAACCCGUUUUAUCCGGCGUCGCUGUUGGAUGUGGAUGGCAAGCUUUUGUGGCCUACGUCAACGUCGGCUGCUACUACGUAGUUGGUGUUCCACUUGGUUCUCUCCUCGGCUUCAAGUUUGGUUUAGGAGCCAAGGGGAUUUGGGGAGGCAUGAUCGGCGGUACCUUCAUGCAAACGCUUAUCCUGAUUUGGGUCACCUACCGAACCGAUUGGAACAAGGAGGUAGCAGAGGCUAAGAAGAGAUUGAACAAGUGGGGGGACACGCAGGAGCCCCUUGUAUCUUAGAGAUUAAUAAGUAAUCAAUAAGGGACUUUGCUGAAAUGUAGUUGUUUGUAAUCACGUCCAGCUCAAUUAAACACGGUAGCUCUUUGGCUGGGUUUGCAUUUGUUGAAGCACUGAUUGCACACUUUGGUUGAA
Messenger RNA from Zingiber officinale, 1815 nucleotides. Its product is annotated as protein DETOXIFICATION 40-like. Lineage: Eukaryota; Viridiplantae; Streptophyta; Magnoliopsida; Zingiberales; Zingiberaceae. The record is from RefSeq and is a predicted model, not a curated record. The transcript has 7 exons. Gene Ontology annotation, cellular component: membrane. Gene Ontology annotation, biological process: xenobiotic detoxification by transmembrane export across the plasma membrane. Gene Ontology annotation, molecular function: xenobiotic transmembrane transporter activity; antiporter activity. The coding region runs from base 151 to 1683 and encodes 510 amino acids.